CCACCCUCCAUCCUCCUCCGUCCUGGCUAUGGCCUCCGUCUCCCUCUCGUUGGCGCUCUCCCCUCUUCUCCUCCCAGCCCCGCGUCCCCGACGCCAGUCGCGACCCAUCAACCCUGGGAUUCCUAGGCGCCUACGGCUCAGCCUUGCGCACGGCGCACCUUCCCGUUUCGCUGGCCCGGUAGCCGCAGCCCCGGACGGCGUAGCCAUCGCGGACGUGGUGGAGAAGGACUGGUCCUUCCUUGAUGCGGCCGCGGCGGGUGGAGGCCUCCUACGCGCGCUCGCGGCGGGGGAGCUCUCCCCCGCGUCGCGCGUGCUGGCCGUGACGCCCGCGCCGUCCUUCGUGGCCGCGCUCCUCUCGGGGACCCCCUGCCAGCUCCUGGUGGCCGCGCACGAGUCCCUGUACGUGCUGGCGGGGAUCAAGGAGGGGCACGACGAGGUGAGGUGCUUCCACUUGGAGGGAGGGGGAGGCGGCAGGGGAGGCGGAGUGGUGGAGGCCGUGCCGGAGAGGUUCAACGCGUUCGACGCGGUGUUCGUCUGCUACCUCCCCGGAAUGGGUGUCUCGGUCGCCGCGCUGCUCAAAUCGCUGGUCAAGAGAUGCUCCAAAGGUGGAAGAGUUGUCAUCUUCUUGGAUCAAGGACGGCAGAAUUUGGAGCUACAUCGCAGGGAAUAUCCUGAAGUUGUAACGGCUGAUUUGCCUACUAGGUCUUCUCUGGAGAAGGCUACAGCCGGUAGCAAAUUUGAAAUAGUAGAGUUUGUUGAUGAGCCUGCUUUGUAUCUUGCUGUUUUGGAGUUUCAAGGAUGAACUUGUUGAAAACAAAAAAUUAUAUAUACAUGUUAUCAUCCGUGCCCGCAAGAAUCAAAUAGUCUGUAGAUAUGCAAGAAAUUAUCUCAAAGU
Oryza brachyantha (malo sina) is the source of this 895-nucleotide messenger RNA. RefSeq lists its product as uncharacterized. The record is from RefSeq and is a predicted model, not a curated record. Bases 29 to 802 code for a protein of 257 amino acids. Lineage: Eukaryota; Viridiplantae; Streptophyta; Magnoliopsida; Poales; Poaceae. The transcript has 2 exons.